AUGAGUGAAACAGAGUGUUCUUUCCGUCCCUUGAAUUGUGAGUUGAAUUACUUGACAGUUUCCGAUGGCUCAACGAUGUUUAUGCAAGGUGACACUACUGUGAUAGCUGGUGUUUUUGGUCCUGUGGAAGGUAAACAGCAGAAAAUGUUUUACAACAAAGCUAAUGUGGAUGCAACCUUUGGUCCAGUUAAAGGCCCUCCAAGUAUAAAUGACAGAUUAAUGGAAUUGUAUAUUAGGGAUACAUGCGAAGGAUCCAUACUUACUGCAUUGCACCCAGCAUCUACUAUUUCAGUAAAUAUACAGGAAUUACAAGACUCUGGUGGACUGCUGGCAUGUGCUAUCAAUGCUUCAUGCUUAGCUUUGAUCAAUUCUAGUGUGCCAAUGAAAUACACGUUUGCAGCAGUGUGCUGUAUGAUUGACAAAGAGUCGGGUAGUAUAAUCAUAGAUCCAUCCUCAACACAAUUGAAAAAAUCCAAAGCCACAUUCACAUUUGCCUUUGAUAGUCUCAACAAAGAACUCAUCUGCUGUCAAUCAAGUGGAAAAUUUAAAGAGGAAGAAUUGAUAGGAGCUGUAGAAAAGUGUAAAGAGGCAAGUCAGCAUCUAUUUGAUUUUUAUAGAGACAUUGUUAAAAGGUAUGCUACUGCAAUUUAG
Molecule: messenger RNA, 651 nt
Organism: Copidosoma floridanum
Lineage: Eukaryota; Metazoa; Arthropoda; Insecta; Hymenoptera; Encyrtidae
Gene: Rrp46
Product: exosome complex component Rrp46
Biological process (GO): rRNA catabolic process; poly(A)-dependent snoRNA 3'-end processing; nuclear mRNA surveillance
Cellular component (GO): nuclear exosome (RNase complex); cytoplasmic exosome (RNase complex); nucleolus
Molecular function (GO): RNA binding
Source: RefSeq, a predicted model, not a curated record